Molecule: messenger RNA, 3329 nt
Organism: Anoplopoma fimbria (sablefish)
Lineage: Eukaryota; Metazoa; Chordata; Actinopteri; Perciformes; Anoplopomatidae
Gene: erap2
Product: endoplasmic reticulum aminopeptidase 2
Biological process (GO): peptide catabolic process; proteolysis
Cellular component (GO): cytoplasm
Molecular function (GO): zinc ion binding; peptide binding; metalloaminopeptidase activity
Source: RefSeq, a predicted model, not a curated record
GAGAAAGUGAAAGUCAGCAGCAGGAACAUGAGGGAAGGAUGACAGAGUCAAUAUGAUCGAGGUUUAAGAGACGUCAUUGAUUCAUCCAUAUUCUGACAGUGUGACAUCUGGACAAAUCAUCCCUGCAGGCAUUCACCACUCACAUCAGGUGGUCCUUCAUCGCUCCUCAUGUUUGGAAUGUGACCGAGUUCAUAUAGCUGUCAGCCUGUCACACGGUUGGCUUUUUCUUUUUUAAAUCAGCGGUUAAAGGACAUUUCUUCUACAAUGGUCUUGGUGAGGCUGUUGGUGCUGUCUCUAUUUCACAUGUCUCUGGUUGGGUCGCAACAGGCGUCUAGCCCUCCUCACCCCACAGGAGAACAAUCUCCUUUGGAUACUGGUAAUCUGUCCUUCCCUUGGAGCCGUCUUCGCCUUCCAAGGUACAUCAUUCCUCUUCACUACCACCUCCUCCUGCAUCCCAACCUCACAAGUCUCAGUUUCACUGGCUCAGUGCAGAUCCAGUUUGAUGUCCAGAACAACACAAACUGGGUUGUAUUACACAGCAAGGGUCUGCAGAUCUCCAAGGCCACUAUAGUGGACCAGAACUUCGCUCAUAUGUCUGAUCAGGUUCUUCCCGUUCUUCAUAACCCUUCCCAUGAGCAGAUUGGCAUUUUCUCUCCCAGAGUGCUCGUCAGCGGGCAAAAGUACUUUCUGUAUAUUGAGUUUGGGGCAAAAUUUGCAGAAGGCUUCUAUGGCUUCUAUAAGAGCACCUACAGAACCAGUACAGGAGAGACCAGAACCUUAGCUUCAACUCACUUUGAGCCAACGAGUGCUCGGAUGGCAUUCCCUUGUUUCGACGAGCCGAGCUUCAAAGCUAACUUCUCCGUACGGAUCAGGAGGAGUCCAGAGCACAUUUCUCUGUCCAACAUGCCUGUAGUCAAGACGUUUGAAGUAAACGAUGGCCUGCUUGAGGACCAGUUUGAUGCAAGUGUAAAGAUGAGCACUUAUCUCGUAGCUUUUGUCAUCUGUGACUUCAAAUCCGUCACUGCAACAACAUCCUCUGGGGUGCAGGUGUCCAUCUAUGCCUCCCCUGAGAAGUGGUCGCAAACCCGCUAUGCCCUGGAGGUUGCUGUCAAAAUGCUAGACUUCUACGAGGAAUAUUUCAACAUCCACUAUCCUCUACCCAAACAAGAUCUGAUAGCCAUCCCAGACUUUGAGUCCGGUGCGAUGGAGAACUGGGGGCUGACCACCUACAGAGAGACCAGCCUACUCUUUGAUCCCCUUACGUCCUUUUCUGAUAAACUCUGGGUCACAAUGGUGAUUGGACAUGAGCUUGCCCAUCAGUGGUUUGGUAACUUGGUGACCAUGGAGUGGUGGAACGAUAUCUGGCUGAAUGAAGGAUUUGCCAAAUACAUGGAGUUCAUCUCAGUGGAGGCCACCUACCCUGACCUCAAAGUGGAGGAAUAUCUUCUGGACACCUGUUUUUCAGCAGUUGGUCAUGAUUCGUUGAACUCUUCCCGGCCAAUAUCCAGCCCAGCAGAGAACCCGACUCAGAUCAAGCAGAUGUUUGACACAGUUUCCUAUGAAAAAGGAGCAUGUGUCCUCCACAUGCUGCGACACUUUCUGACGGAUGAUGUGUUCCAGAGGGGGAUAGUACGAUACCUCCGCAAAUACAGCUACAGAAAUGCACACAACCAGGACCUGUGGGACAGCCUCACCAAUACAUGCUCCGAAGAGGACUUCAUCUCAGGAAAACACUGUUACAGCAGCAGCCAGGCGUCCAAGAAUGCAUACCUGUUUGCAGGGGAGCAUAUGGACCUGACCGCCAUGAUGAACACGUGGAUUCAGCAGAAAGGUAUUCCUCUGGUAACUGUAACUAGAAAGGGGCCCCAUCUGCUGCUGAGACAGGACAGGUUCCUGAGGACAGUGCUGCCCUCUGACCCUCUCUGGUCCACUUCGCAACAGGGCUUCCUUUGGCACAUCCCCCUGACUUACAAGACAGAUGCUUCCAGCACCAUCCACAGACACCUUAUGACAACACACACAGACCGUAUACAUAUAGGAGAGGAAGUCAGCUGGGUGAAAGUAAACUCUGACAUGACGGGCUAUUACGUGGUUCAUUAUGAGGAUGGUGGUUGGGACGAGAUGACAAAACUACUGAGAGAAAACCACACUGCUCUCAGCUACAAAGACAGGACUCACUUGAUACACAACGCCUUUCAAUUGGUCACGGCAGGUCAUCUGUCGCUCGAUAAAGGCUUAGACCUGAUUGGUUACCUGCAAGUGGAGACGCACACUGUGCCUCUCCUCCAAGGACUGGGCUAUCUGGAGACCUUUUACCGGAUGAUCGAGAAAAGGAAUGAGGUUGAUGUAAUAAGCAACCUGAGGAUCUACAUCCUGCGAUUUUUCCGUGCGGUCAUUGACCAGCAGACGUGGAGCGACAGAGGCUCUGUGUCCGAGCGAAGGCUGAGGUCAAAUGUCCUGUCACUGGCCUGCCAGCUGGAGGACCCUCCCUGUCUGGAGCGGGCACAGCAGAGCUUCAAAGACUGGCUUCAGUCCAACGGCUCACUUAACUUGCCAACUGACGUGGCAGAGACGGUGUUUGUAGCUGGAGCUCAGGAUGACCACGGCUGGGGUUCACUCUUACACAAAUACAACAGCUCUCUCUCUGGAGCACAAAAAAGCAAAAUCCUCUUUGCCUUGACCUACAGCAAAGACACAAACAAACUACAGAGACUGCUGGAGUUGGGUCUUGAGGGGAAGGUGAUUCGUUCCCAGGACCUGUCCUCUGUUGUCCUGAUGGUGGCCAGGAACCCACGGGGACAUCACCUCGCCUGGAACUUUGUCAAAAAAAACUGGGACACAUUAGUUCAAAAGUUCCAGUUGGGCUCAUUUUGUAUUAGAAACAUCAUCAUAGGCACCACAGGCCAGUUUUCAUCUCCAGAGGAACUCACAGAGGUGCAGUUGUUCUUUGAGUCCAUCAAAGAGCAGUCGUCUCAGCUGAGAGCGGCUCAGAUGGCCCUGGACAACGUGCAGAAAAAUGUUCGCUGGUUUCAGAGGAACCUAGAGACUCUGAGAAGCUGGUUGAACAAACAGUUGCAGUGAAAGAAGGCAGAAAGAGAGUUAGAGGUCAACAGAUACCACAGAGGGGAUAUUUGAAAGGUUUUUUGAAUUUUGUACGUGUGUUUUUAUUUGCUUAUGGUAAAGUGUUUGAUAUCACUGGAGAGUUGACAGUUUUGUAUAUACAUGAGUGUGCUAUUGUAAAUUAUCAGGGGACAUAUUUGUUAGACCCAGAGAGAGAUUACAUGCUAGGUAGUCUAUUUACCAAAUUGACAAUAAACGUGUUCAUUGUA